AUCAGACUUUAUCCUUCAAUGUCAAGAAGAAAAGAACAUAUCCUCUUGUAACUUGGAUUACAAGGACCCUCUGAUACUCCUACUUUUCUCCUCCUACUUAUGAAUCCUCAUAUAAACAACUAGUGCAACCCAAUUCAUUUAAAACUUUGAAGUGAAUCUAAUCCUCAGACGGAGAAAUGUGUGAAGCAAAGACUUUCAAUUGCUGGGCUAUGCAAUUUCUAGCUUUCUUGGGACUCCUAGCCCUCUGUCUAUGGGUGGCCUUACGUCCAAAGGACCCUGAGUAUACCAUCGUGGAUAUUACCAUCCCAGAAUCUGAUUUAGGGGGCGGGGGACACAAUGGUUCUCUCACAUAUGGCCUUCAAAUCAAAAAUCCUAACAAAGACUCUAGCAUUUACUAUGAUGAGGCAGUUUUAACGUUCUUGUAUGGGUCCGAUAGUGUUGGGGAGAAACACAUACCUGCUUUUCGGCAAGGAAAAGGUAAAACCCAUCAAGUGAUUGAUUUUGUUGAUGUCAACCCACGAGUUUGGAAAACUUUUCGCAAUUCCAUAUUGAAUGCAACUGCAGAAUUGAAGGUGGCUUUACUAACUCGGGUUCAAUAUAAAACAUGGGGAGUGAGGAGUAAGCAUCAUGGGCUAGAUUUGCACGGUAAAUUACCUAUCGGUUCAGAUGGUAAGAUUUCUGGUAAGAAGAAGAAAGUUAAGCUAAGCCAUGCUUCCAAGAAAUGGAGAAGGAGCAAUAGCCGACAAUUACUAGGUUAGAUGUUUUCUUGUAAAUUUACAAUAUGGCUUCCCUUACUUUCAUAUUGUUGCUUGUAAAUUAUAUACUCGUAAUUGUUCCAAUUUUUAUUGUAGUAGAUCACACAAUUCAACAGUUUAGCAAAUGACCUGCACAAUUGUAAUGAUACAUACUUCCAACUCCCUUUUAGAGUCAUAAAUAACAAUACAACAGUAGAAUUAAGAACAA
Molecule: messenger RNA, 963 nt
Organism: Pyrus x bretschneideri (Chinese white pear)
Lineage: Eukaryota; Viridiplantae; Streptophyta; Magnoliopsida; Rosales; Rosaceae
Product: protein NDR1-like
Exons: 1
Coding region: 177-758 (193 amino acids)
Biological process (GO): defense response to other organism
Source: RefSeq, a predicted model, not a curated record